Durusdinium trenchii is the source of this 651-nucleotide messenger RNA. The record is from the annotation of a GenBank genome assembly. NCBI's taxonomy places the organism in Eukaryota, Dinophyceae, Suessiales, Symbiodiniaceae.
AUGGACCGGCCGCCCACCGAGACGGCGCCGCCCGUGACGGAGCCGCCGGUGGCGGCGCCGCGGCGGAGCGAGUGGUUGGAGUGCCUCAUCCAACACGAGCUGCGCGCCGGGCCGGAGAAGAAGCACGCGGAGGUUUGGGUCCUGCGGCGGCCGCACAUCAACUUCUUCCGGCGUUUGUUGACCCUGCGGGGCUUCUGGGCGCACAGCUCCUCGUCGCAGCUCAAGUGCCGAGAGCGUUCCAUCGAUGCGGAGAUGAACUGCGUGGAUUGCGUGCGCCUGUUGCACGGCGGCUUCUAUGGCCACAUGGGCGUGGCGGUGCCGGCGCAUCCCAAGCAGGAGAAGGUCAUGGGGUGCCUCCAGCUCUCCAAGGUGCUGAACGUGGAAGCCAACCCCGCGGACGAUCAGACCAACGGCGCCUGGGAUUCGGCGCCCACGAGCCAGCUCCGAGGGAAGAUCCGCCACGAGGUGCGGAACGUCUUCGAGUACACCUUGGUGCGACGACCGGCGGAUCCCGAGGCCGUGCUGCAACGGGCACUGUCCCGGGUGGGUGAGGAUGGCUACAACUUGGUCUGGAACAACUGCGAGCACUUCGCCGCACCUGGGCGCCAACGACAAACGCGGCGGAGAGCCGGGUUGCUGCGGAGCCGGUGA